Molecule: messenger RNA, 2085 nt
Organism: Oxyura jamaicensis (ruddy duck)
Lineage: Eukaryota; Metazoa; Chordata; Aves; Anseriformes; Anatidae
Gene: FASLG
Product: Fas ligand
Exons: 4
Coding region: 266-1150 (294 amino acids)
Biological process (GO): positive regulation of canonical NF-kappaB signal transduction; extrinsic apoptotic signaling pathway via death domain receptors; immune response
Cellular component (GO): membrane
Molecular function (GO): tumor necrosis factor receptor binding
Source: RefSeq, a predicted model, not a curated record
UACUCAGCCCCCAGCUGCCAGCACAGCCCUUGGGUGCGCUGCUAGCACUUUGCUGGGUGCACCUGCUUCCCGAGGCUGGUGUUGCGCGAGCGCCGUCUGCCACCAGCUUCGUCCUGCUGUGUGUGCGUGCUGCCGCAGUGUGGGAGGAGCAGGCGGAUGCCCUGAACUUGCAGACGAGGGCGGAAGCUUUUGGGGGUUUGCUGUUUCUGCUUGAGGCUUUCAUAGAGUUCUGCAGCAUCUGAGCUGGGUGUUCACUGCUGGAGUGAUGCAGGCAUAUAAAAGCAGAGCUGGGUCUUCCCCCAGGGCUCAGUCUGGGCCAGCCCCGACAGUUUUUGGCUGCCACAUGGAAGAUCACGCAAAGCACGUCCAGCCCAUCCCACUCCCAGCCAUGCAGCAGAACUUGAACUAUGUGUACCCGCAAAUAUUUUGGGUGGACGGUUGUGCCAACACCAGUACCUCCUGCCCUCCGGCACCCCCUAUUGCUCCCUUCCCACCACCGGUACCUGAGCGGAGGAGAAAGCCAAAGAACACCAGGGAAAGGAGCAGCAUCGGCUUCCUGGUGAUCUCCUUGCUGAUCCUGAUGGCCCUCACUGGAGUGGGGCUGAGCAUGUUUCAGAUUUUCCAUCUGGAGAAGCAACUGGCAGAACUCAGAGAGUCUGCCAGCACUGAACACAUCCCUCCAGCUCUGGAGAAGCUCAUAGGGCAGGAGAGACAGGCAGCGAAAAAGGAAGUGAGGAAAGCGGCACACUUAACAGGAAACCCCAUGCAGCGGGACCUCCCUUUGGAGUGGGAGCCCAUCUCCGGCCACGCUUUCACUAAUGGCGUUCAGUACCGCAACCAGGGCCUCGUGAUCAAUGAGACUGGCCUGUACUUCGUGUACUCCAACGUGCUCUUCCGGGGAAGCAUCUGCAGCAGCCAGAUGUUGAGCCACGUUGUCUACAAGACAAAUCCGGCCUCGCCAGGCAGCCAUGUGCUGAUGGAGGACAAAUACAUCAAUUACUGUGCAAAUCAGAAAAUGUGGGCCCGGAAAAGCUAUCUGGGGGCUUUAUUCAAGCUCAGGGAGAGGGACAGUCUGUAUGUCAAUGUCUCCAAAAUCUCUCUGGUUAAUUUUGAGGAAUCCAAGACAUUCUUUGGCUUAUUCAAGCUUUAAAUGGCACUGUUGGAGCGUGGCUGGCAGCCGCCCUAACUCUCCCAGGCAUGCGCAGGAGGUAAGGGCUGCUUGAGAGGCAGCAGCCCCAUGCCAAAACAAGGCUUCUUGCUAAGAAGGAACCAUGUUAUGGCCUUCUGCAUGUGUGGGCUCAAGUGACUGGUAAAAGCUCGAAACCAGGCCUCUGGGAAGCACCUAGGCUGUCCUGUGGUGACCUGAAGAGAAUCACACAUUUUCCUUCUCUGAGUAAAACAACAAACCAAAAACAUAGAGCAUCAAAGAUGCUGUUGAAACUCACUACUUGCUCAAGAAGGCUGUGCUACCUGAGAAGGUGCUGGGGCCUCAAGGGCUUUGGCCUACAUGUGGUGUUGUGCACCCAGGGAGCUUGGGCCAGCACGCAUGUGGGGACAGCUGGAUGGCAUUGAGGAGGCCCCUCAAGCUUGGACCGUGCCAUGCCGCACCACAGGUGGUGGUGUGGGAGCAAAUUCAGGCUCCGUGCCCCAAGCAGUGGUCGCCUGUCCUGCCUGGGCAUUUGGCACUGUAAUUGCUGUCUGACAGAUACCCACCUGCCAGGUGGCUUGUUAAGUGUGAUAGAUUUGUUUUUGUGUUAAAUUAUGGACUAUUCCCUUUCCAGAUUAUGCUUCCUGCCCCCUUUAUUUAACUUGCCCUGACAGCUCACAAGGAACGUUCUGGAAGCGGUGGUGCCAUGAGGGGGUCCCAGCCCUGUUGAGAAACCAUGAUCUGGCUGGCUGCUCUCCACACUGUGGGGGGAUAGCUGGGGGGCCAGGUGCCCACCCACGUCAGCCCCAUUCACUGACAAGACCUGAGCAACGUGGCAGUGGAGGGCAGUGAAGCCUGAGGUGAAAACAGUGGCUCCAGCCCCUUCCCACCUUUACGGUGCCUCAGGCCCUCUGUGGCUGCCCCUUGCAUGGCCCCCC